Messenger RNA from Neltuma alba, 1012 nucleotides. RefSeq names its product auxin-responsive protein IAA31. The record is from RefSeq and is a predicted model, not a curated record. Gene Ontology annotation, biological process: regulation of DNA-templated transcription. NCBI's taxonomy places the organism in Eukaryota, Viridiplantae, Streptophyta, Magnoliopsida, Fabales, Fabaceae. The coding region runs from base 74 to 748 and encodes 224 amino acids. Gene Ontology annotation, cellular component: nucleus. The transcript is spliced from 4 exons.
AAAAAAUUGCCCUAUAUAUAUCCAUACCCUCUGUUAGUUCCUCAUAACAAUAGCUUGUUAGUUGUUAGGCCACAUGGAGCUUCAGUUAGGUCUGGCUCUCCCGACUCAGAAUCCUAUAUUCAACCCAACCAACUAUGGCUUGGAGUGUUCAGAGUUAAGGAGGCCCGGCUUCUGUAUUGAGAGCCGCGGGCAUGUAAAAAACAAGCGCAGCUUUGAAGAGUCAUUCGGACAUUCUUCGAAAACUCUGCCUUUACUGGUAUGGAACGGACAGCCAAACGAAGAAGAUAACCGAGGUGGGAAGAGAAACAGAAACACUCAUCCGGAAAACGAGACUAACGAAGAAGAAAACCGUUUGGUGGGAUGGCCCCCAAUUAAAUCAUGGAGGAAGAAGAAAAUCCAUCAGCAACAUCCAAGAGUCCCGAUCAGAAACUAUAGGAUGCUAGCUGAGAAUGGAAAUAGAGGAUCAAACUCUUUGUUUGUUAAAGUUAAGAUGGAAGGAGUAGCCAUAGGACGGAAGAUCAAUUUGAGGCUUUACAGCUCUUAUGAGACUCUUACAAAUGAGCUAAUUAGCAUGUUUAAUAAAUACCAGAAACCCGAGGAAGAUAAGGCAAAUUAUACACUUACGUAUCAGGACGAAGAAGGGGACUGGCUGGUUGCUGGCGAUGUUCCCUGGCAAUCCUUCAUUGACUCCGCUAAACGCUUGGAGAUAGUAAGGAGUGGCGUUGAAGAAUCCACUUCCAGCAAAUAGAUUGAACUUCUAUGUGCUGAUCUUUAUGUGCUCUUUAGGCCAAAAAUUUGCGUGUAUCGGUUGUAGAAAGCAAAGUUUUAUGUACACACGAAAGAAUAUAUAUGUACAGGGGUAACAAGUGAAAAUCUUAAGCCAGUUAGAUUUUCAUGAUCAAGCAACCAAAGGGUAGGAGGAGGGUAUAAUUUCUUCAAGUUGUUUGCAUUAUUACAGUCCUCAUCUGGUUUAAGGCGACGUGUCCAAUAGAAAAAUUUUGCUUUAUGUUCA